Penicillium angulare is the source of this 1362-nucleotide messenger RNA. RefSeq names its product RraA family protein. The transcript has a single exon. NCBI's taxonomy places the organism in Eukaryota, Fungi, Ascomycota, Eurotiomycetes, Eurotiales, Aspergillaceae. The record is from RefSeq and is a predicted model, not a curated record. Bases 1 to 1362 code for a protein of 453 amino acids.
AUGACGCAACCCAGCAUUCUUGAACGUUUAUCAGCACUCGACACCAAUACAGUGUCCGACGCUUUGGACUUUCUCAAUCUAAAAGGCACCGCAUACGACCUCAAGCCACUCUGGAACUGUCCAAAAAUCGUCGGGCGCACCAGCACAGUUAAAGUUGGACCAAAGACCAGCACAGCACCCACAACCCAUUUAUUAACUCCCGUGAUCGAUGCGGUCACAACAGACGACCGUAUUCUGGUGAUCGCGGGGGGCAAAGAUGGACUCUCUUGUUGGGGCGACAUUAUCGCCAACGCCUCAAAGAAGAAAGGAAUUCGCGGAACUAUCAUUGAUGGGAUGAGUCGCGAUAUAGACGGCAGCAGCGACAUUGAAUACCCAGUUUACGGCCGUGGGGUAACGAUGGUUAGCGCCCGAAAUCGCCUCGUACAAAUUGAUGCGGGCAAUCCGGUACAGAUACGUGGUGUCACAGUUAACGAAGAUGACUAUGUGGUUGCCGACCGAUGUGGAACGGUAUUCAUUCCAGCAAACCGUAUCGAGGAGGUUUUGGAGCUGGGUGAGAAGAUCGAUCGUCGGCAGAAUGGAAUGGUUCAGGCAGUUCGAGGGGGUCAACCCGUCACCGAGGUUAUGCACGAUAAGCAAUUUGAGGCUAUUCGCCCCCCAUCAGAUGCUACCAAAUCGGCCUCUGCAAGGAAUCCCAAAGAGGCCACUGUUGAAGACCAAGAGCUCGUAGCUCUCUUUGCCGAGUCAGAUACACCUGCUGUCUCUGAUGCGCUCGAUAAACUCGGAAUUCCCGGACAGGCCUUUGGAAUCAUGCCUCUGACGGACUACAAACAAGUAACCGUCGGUCCAGCUUUUACGAUUCGUUACGUACCUGCCAGCGAUCCACCCGGGAGUGUCGGGGACUUCAUCGACGAUGUGGCCAUUGGCGAUGUUGUAGUCAUCGAUAACAGCGGUCGCACUGACUGUACCGUUUGGGGUGACAUAAUGACUCAGUAUGCUGGUAUUCGAGGCAUUUCUGGAACUGUGAUCGAUGGUGUGUGUCGUGAUGUGAACCGUGCAAUUGAAGAUGAAUACCCACUCUUCACGGCUGGUCGCUGGAUGCGCACCGGCAAGGAUCGUGUUCAAGUGGCUGCUGUGAAUGAGGCCGUUGGUAUUGGCAAAGUGCGAGUUGAGUCGCGAGACAUUGUUGUUGCCGAUGCGAAUGGCGUUGUGAUUGUUCCACGAGCUCGGGCGCGUGAGGUGGCUCAGGUUGCGCAGAAAAUCGAGCAAAGUGAAAUCGGCAUUAGAGAUCUAAUUGCUAGUGGAGCUACGAUUGCUGAGGCGCGAGAGAAGCUCGGAUACCAUACACUUCAACGCAAGCAAUAG